AUGGGUGAGUUACAGUCGCUCUGUCGCGACACUCUCAGAGCCUGGCUCCCCAAGUGUCACUUGAUGCACAUUGAAUGCGGUUCGGUUGGCAAGGUGAGCGUGGAAGCAGGCGUUGCAACUACUUCUCCCUCUUCUUCAUCCCUCGCCUUGCAAGAAAUGCCUCUUCACCAGCUGCGUUGGCGUGACUUGUGUUGCACCACUCGUCACUCCAACGAGCAUAACAGUCAGCAUGCCGACACAUGGAGCAGUAUGUCUGCAGGACAGUAUGGUGCAUCAGCGUUGAAUGCCUAA
Messenger RNA from Hydatigera taeniaeformis, 291 nucleotides. Lineage: Eukaryota; Metazoa; Platyhelminthes; Cestoda; Cyclophyllidea; Taeniidae. The record is from the annotation of a GenBank genome assembly.